Mesoplodon densirostris (Blainville's beaked whale) is the source of this 594-nucleotide messenger RNA. RefSeq names its product apolipoprotein C4 (gene APOC4). Lineage: Eukaryota; Metazoa; Chordata; Mammalia; Artiodactyla; Ziphiidae. The record is from RefSeq and is a predicted model, not a curated record. Gene Ontology annotation, cellular component: very-low-density lipoprotein particle; high-density lipoprotein particle. Gene Ontology annotation, biological process: triglyceride homeostasis; positive regulation of triglyceride storage.
AUGCAAAGGUGGUGGGAGGGUAGGAAGGAGAAAGGAAGGAGGCCAGGAGGGGCGGGCGUGGCCUUGGAUCAUCACUGUCACCUGGGUCCCUCUCUCUCUGAAGUCCCUGCCAAGGGGCGUGGGGAGGUGGCCAGGGGAGGGCUCUGCUCAGUGCAGCCUCCCCUUCCCCCAGCUCAGAGAGCUGAACAAGAGGGCCCGAGGCCCCCAGAAAUGUUGUUCCCUGGAUGCAGAUCCCGGGCCCUGUCCUCCCUCUGCUUCUGCGUCCUGGUCCUGGCCUGUGUCGUGGCAUGUCAGCAAGAAGGGCCUGGGGGAACCUCGAGUCCCCCGCCAGAGCCGGCCAGUAGUUGCUGGAGCCUGGUUCCGGGCAAGGUGAAGGAGUGGAUGGAGCCGCUGGUGACCAGGACAAGAGAGAGUUGGCAGUGGUUCUGGGGCCCCAGGGCCUUCCAGGGCUUUGUGCAGACCUACUAUGAUGACCACCUGAGGGGCCUGGGUUCCCACACCCAGGUCUGGCUCCAAAGCUCCAAGGACAGCCUCCUGAACAAGGCCUACAACCUGUGUCCCCAGCUGCUCUGCGGGGACAGCUACUGGGAUUAA